Molecule: messenger RNA, 3551 nt
Organism: Coregonus sp. 'balchen'
Lineage: Eukaryota; Metazoa; Chordata; Actinopteri; Salmoniformes; Salmonidae
Source: the annotation of a GenBank genome assembly
CCGGUUCCCAAUAUGGUCGCGACGUGACCGAAGUCUCCGCUUUGAAGUCCCAACUUUAAACUUACAACACUGUGCGGGUUCUAUAUUUGUUACUCAACAACUUAUUUGACUAAAUUACGAGUUAGAUAAGUAAAUAGCUUGCUUCGUUUUAAAGAUCCUCUGUAAACUCGUAGCUAGUAAAACUUCAUCGUGAACUCCUUGUGAAGUCUUCACCACUGCUGACAUUUGAAAUGGUGAGCAGUGCACACUUAUCAGUUAUCAGACCUUUUUAAUUGUCUGAUUUUAGCUACUAACUAAGUGGGGUGAUAUCGUUUAUGUUGUUAAGAUAUCAAACAGUAAACAAAAAUGCCAAUCACCAUGAAAGACUGCUCCUCAAAAGAUCAAGUGUGCUGCCCUUUGACCCAGAGAGAUUAACACACUUCUUGAAAACACUGAUGGUACACAUGUCACCACCAGCAGCAGUCUAUGCUGUCUGGCCUUAAUUGACCCAGCAAUUCACACAAUCAUAUUAAAGUGACAUGUUUCUGACUACUGAUCAGUUGUGAAUGUGUAGCCUAUGUUAUUUUUGUCAUUGAAUUAUGGUUUGUUUAAUCUCUACUCAGAUAACCUUUCUUGGAAGGAAUUGAAUGCACAUGAUGAUUUCAAGAACCCUGUCAAUCAGGGCACUCCUGUUCUUGGGGCUCUGUCAAGCUGGACGGAGGAGUUUAGCCUCAGCUCCAGAACGCAGAGAUCCACCCAAGAGGAUAGGUAAGCCAAUCUCAGUCUAGACUCCACAUUCCAUUGUCUUUGUCAAUGGCAUCCAGUGUUGUGUGGCUACGCAGUAGCACAUCAGUUCUGCAUAGGUGUGUUAACACAUCUCCAUGAAUUUAGUUAUAUUGGCCCAGAGAGCAUUUCUAUUUCACAUAUUUACAUGACACACAUUUUUAAACGUAUUAAUUGUUCAUUUUACUCCCCUUGGACUUCGAAUGACAUUGCAUUGUGGUUCUGUUCUAUUAACAGCUGUGGUUGGAGCGGGCAUCGGUGGCACAGCAACAGCUUACUUCCUGAGACAGGAGUUUGGGGCAGCGGUGAAGAUCGAUGUGUUUGAGCCAGGCACUGUGGGGGGGCGCUUGGCCACCCAGAACAUUGGGGACUAUGAGUACGAGACGGGGGGCGCAGUUAUCCACCCCCUAAAUCUGCACAUGAAGCACUUCCUUGAAAGACUAGGUGAGACAUGUUAGCCUAUCAGAGAUACACUUGCUUGUUCCUGAAAGAGUGCAGUACACAUGCACAGACAGACUAAUGACACCCAUCUUUAUUUCUCCCAUGUUUCUCUCAGGUCUUUCCCAGAGGCGGGAUGUCCCUGGAAAAAUGGCCAUCUUUGAUGGAAAGGAGCUCAUCUUUGAAGAGAGUGACUGGUUUAUUGGGAACUUCCUGCGCCUGCUUUGGCGGUACGGGUUCAACUUCCUGCGGAUGCAGAUGUGGGUGGAAAGUGUUCUGGAUAAAUUCAUGAGGUGAGACUUCAGUUUCUGCUACCUGUCUAUUUACAACUCAGCAGUCAAAACCUUUAUUAUGAAAUAAGUAUGUUAUUAAUGAGAGAAGAGUGCUAAUUGUAGGUAUGUGAUGUUUUGGUUCUUGUUUUUCCAGAAUCUACCAGUACCAGCAGUUUGGCUACUCCUUCACCAGUGUGGAGAAGCUCCUGCAUGCAAUGGGUGGUGACGAUUUCCUCACACUAGCCAAUCAGACGCUGGAGGAGGCCAUGUUGGGGGAGGGCUUUUCUCAGAGCUUCCUCAACGACGUCGUGGCACCUGUCACCCGUGUGAACUAUGGCCAAAGUGUCCGCAUCAAUGGCUUUGUGGGUAGGUUUUUAGGCAACAAAAUAAAUGCACACCAAAGUGGUUUGAUAAGUGGUUUCGAGUGCUCUUAUGUGGCCAUCCAAUCAAAUCUAUUUUAUCUUGAAAACAUAAGGAAACUGAACUAAUCCUUGUGAAAUGUGUGAUGUUGUCUCCAGGGGCGGUGUCUCUAGCAGGGGCAGAUCCAGGCCUGUGGGCAGUGGACGGAGGAAAUAAGAAGGUGUGCUCAGGACUCCUGUACCACAGCAAGGCCGAGCUCAUCCCAGCACGAGUCACUGCUAUCUCUGUCAAGCUGCGACCAUCUAAAGCAGGUACAUACACUGAGUGUACGAAACAUUCAAGUGACAUCAAUAAGGGAUCAUAGCUUUCACCUGGGUUCACCUGGUCAGUCUAUGUCAGGUGUUCCUGCUCUUUCCAUGACAUAGACUGACCAGGUUAAUCCAGGUGAAAGGUAUGAUCCGUUAUUGAUUUCACUUGUUAAAUCCACUUCAAUCCGUGUAGAUGAAGGGGGGGAGACAGGUUAAGAAGGAUUUUUAAGCCUUGAGACAAUUGAGACGUGUGCCAUUCAGAGGGUGACUGGGCAAGACAAAAUAUUUAAAUGCCUUUGAACGGGGUAUGGUAGUAGGUGCCAGGCGCACCGGUUUGAAUGUGUCAAGAACUGCAACGCUGCUGGAUUUUUCACACUCAACAGUUUCCCUUGUGUAUCAAGAAUGGUCAACCACUCAAAGGGCAUCCAGCCAACUUGACACAACUGUGGGAAGCAUUGGAGUCAACAUGGGCCAGCAUCCCUGUGGAAUGCUUUGGACGUCUUGUAGAGUCCAUGCCCCGACAAAUAGAGGCUGUUUUGAGGGCAAAGGGGGGUGCAAUUCAAUAUUAGGAAGGUGUUCCUAAUGUUUUGUACACUCGGUGGAUAUACACAUAAAUGUCUCAAGUAACUAACAGCACAGGUACUUGUUACAUAAACCUGAAAGUAGGCUAAAAUCUGUUCUGUAGCUGCUAAGGGUCUACUCAUUCUCUCUUUCUCCUGUUCACAGGUACCACAGCCAGUCUUUAUGAGGUAAACUAUGUUGGGGACUCUGGCUCCGCCCAUUCCCUGUAUGACAUAGUGAUUGUGGCCACACCUCUCCACCAGGGAAAGUCUGACAUCACCUUUGCAGGCUUCUCCCCGCCCAUUCCCUCCCAAUACCCUGGGCGCUACCACCAGACUGUCACCACCCUGGUCCACGGUCUCCUUAACGUGUCCUACCUGGGGACCUCUGAGAAGCCUUCUACCUUCAGUGUGUCAGAAGUUCUCACCACAGACACCAAGGGCUCCAUCAUCAACAGCCUGAGCUCUAUUGACCCUGUGCACAUCCCACCAGGCUACUCACGCCCGCCAGCCAGCGAGAGCAAGGUGUGGAAAGUGUUCUCUCCUCAGCCUCUGUCCCAGGAGCAUCUCCAGGACAUGUUCCUAUCAUGGGACUCCAUCUCAGAAACGAAGUGGCUGGCGUACCCUGCUUACAGUCCACCACACCGCAGGACCCCUCCAUUCAUCCUCCAUGAGCGCCUGUACUACCUGAAUGCUGUGGAGUGGGCAGCCAGUGCCAUGGAGAUGAGCGCCAUCUCAGCCAGGAACCUGGCACUGUUGGCACAUCACCGCUGGAACUCCCAGGUGGGCAGAAUCGACCAAGAGGAUCUGCACACACGUCUGAGGGGAGAGCUGUGAAAAGGGAGGGAGGG